AUGUACUCAAAGUUUCCAUUUGCUAAUGAUCAGUUUGAAACUUUACAAAAAUACCUAUUGGCUGUAGAAGCUAAUGAUUUUUGUAAUGCUUUGUCAUCGUCAGAGUAUGAUAUUGUUUACUUUGAUACAUCGGUUUUGUAUGGAGUUGUAUUUUUACAAACUGCUAAUGAUUUGAAAAUCAUAAACAAUCAAACCUAUUCAAAUUGUCUAAAACGUUUUACUAUCAAAUGA
Dictyostelium discoideum AX4 is the source of this 231-nucleotide messenger RNA. RefSeq lists its product as hypothetical. NCBI's taxonomy places the organism in Eukaryota, Evosea, Eumycetozoa, Dictyosteliales, Dictyosteliaceae. The coding region runs from base 1 to 231 and encodes 76 amino acids. The transcript has a single exon. The record is from RefSeq and is a predicted model, not a curated record.